CCAAACAUCUGAUUUCUGACUGUUGGGGAGGAGGGCCAAUUCAAUAGAAAAGUAUUUUUCAACCUUAAUUUAAUUUUAAUUCGUGCUUCUACGAUGUUGUGAUCGACCCUGCAAUUUCAAAUCAUUAUCUUAAAAUAGCAUCGACCUCAUAUAAUCGACGAGAUUUUGUUAAAACCAUUUGAAAGCGGUCGUGCUCGACAAAAGAGAUGACUUUGGUUGAAGGUGUUGGAGAUGAAGUGACACAAUUCUUCAUUGCCCUUCUUGUCGUUGGACUUGCCCUUAUUGCGUGGUGGUCAACAAACAUUUCGGAAACACCUUUGGUCAGGACUGUUCUAGUGCUUGAACGUAGGAGAGUUGAGAGCACACCAGCAAGAAACGAACAACAAAUCACUCGACCGCCAGACAGUUCCAAUAAUGCAGUAGAAUUGCCAAACAAUCCUGAAGUUGCUCAAGAGCCUGAAGUCGCCGACGAAGUAGCCAGCUCUACAAUUUCGAACGAUGAACCAAAAGAAGAAAAUGAGAUAACUGCAACUACAACUAGUAGUGAGAAUACACCUCCAGCAGAACUUAGACGCCGAAGAGUUGAAGCUAUUGAAAGUAAAACGAUCGUCGUAGAACAAACCCCAAUCGAUGCUAUGGAAGUCGAAGAAGAAACUUCCGAUGGAAGUAUCAGGAUAAGACUCAAGUACCUGAAUGACGAACAAAAACUAGUGCAAGGCCGGCUAACAGAACCCCUUGGGGACUUCAAGAGGAGACACUUUGAUUUGGAAUUGAGUGCCAACAAGUUGGUGCGACUCAUCUUCAACGGUCAAGUUUUAGCUCGGGAUACAGCAUCCCUUGAGGAGCACGGCCUGUUUGACAACUGUGUUAUCCAUUGCUUAGUGCAUCAGCCGAGGAAUGUCACCAGCAACACAGCUGGCUCCACAGAAGGCAACACAGCCCCCAAUAGAGAGGAGCAAAGAGAAGCAAAUGAGAGCAAUGGUGGUCACAUGCUGGAAAGAAGGGAAAUUGAUUUGGGCACCCUCCUCUAUGUCAUUUUGCCAGUUUUGAUAGGCUUGGCUUGGUACUUACGAUAUGUUUACUCGCAAUACUUUACGAACACUGCCUCUGUGGCCUUGAUUGGUCUGACUGGUUUGCUGGCAGUGUCAUUUGUCGGCUACAUGAUGCCGGAUCAGGAAUUAAUUCGAUAGAGUGCAGGCAUCAAUAUUUUACGAUUGUGAUUCCAGGCUAUUUAUUUUAAUUCUAUAUUGUUAAAUUAUUCAAAUGACUAACUGCUGAUGUUCUUCUGUUAUGAUUUCAAUCAGUGAGGAAAAAACCCACAUAAUAUACUUGUAAGGUGUUUCAAAAGAUACAAAAUUGUUGUGUUU
Neocloeon triangulifer is the source of this 1367-nucleotide messenger RNA. RefSeq names its product transmembrane and ubiquitin-like domain-containing protein 1. The transcript is spliced from 6 exons. The record is from RefSeq and is a predicted model, not a curated record. Lineage: Eukaryota; Metazoa; Arthropoda; Insecta; Ephemeroptera; Baetidae. Bases 207 to 1190 code for a protein of 327 amino acids. Gene Ontology annotation, molecular function: protein binding.